AUGAGGUAUGGGAAUAAGAAUGCUGCAGGGAAUCAGAUCGAAGUCCAGCUAGCACAGUGGCUGUUCCAUAACAGGUCUUUUGAUGUGAAUCUUCAGGCUGCGCUUCAUGUUUCCCAGAUUGUUGCUCGGCAGAUGAUUGCACAGGGGGUGCCAGGUGCUAUCGUAAAUGUCUCUAGCCAGGCAUCUCAGCGUGCUCUGCGGGAUCAUGCUGUUUACUGUUCCACAAAAAGUGCUUUGGAUAUGCUGAGCAAGGUAAUGGCAAUGGAACUGGGACCCCACAAGAUUAGGGUGAAUACUGUGAACCCCACAGUGGUUAUGACCGACAUGGGGAGAAUUAACUGGAGUGACCCUCAGAAAUCUGCUGCCAUGAUUAAUCGGAUUCCGCUGGGAAAGUUUGCAGAGGUGGACGAUGUGGUGAACAGCAUUCUCUUCCUGCUGAGUGAUAAGAGUGCUAUGACAACUGGCAGCUCACUGAUGGUUGAUGGGGGAUUUCUUGUCUCCUAAGAUGACACCUGCCAUUUCACACAUGGCCUUAAUUUUCAUACUAGUACUGCAUAGAUGUAAACUGGAUAGAAAAAAAAUGACACAGACCCAGUCUUGCUGGAGAAGGGAGCAGCAGGGCUGGAACCUGUAUGAGAAGCGAGGCAGAAAAUUUACCUUUAGAAGGCUGCUAUAUAAUAAAGCUCACAUACGCCGUCAUGGAGAAUGUUUAUUG
Molecule: messenger RNA, 715 nt
Organism: Charadrius vociferus (killdeer)
Lineage: Eukaryota; Metazoa; Chordata; Aves; Charadriiformes; Charadriidae
Gene: DCXR
Product: dicarbonyl/L-xylulose reductase
Exons: 6
Coding region: 1-504 (167 amino acids)
Biological process (GO): xylulose metabolic process; glucose metabolic process
Molecular function (GO): carbonyl reductase (NADPH) activity; L-xylulose reductase (NADPH) activity
Source: RefSeq, a predicted model, not a curated record